This is a messenger RNA of Suillus fuscotomentosus, 558 nucleotides long. RefSeq lists its product as uncharacterized. The record is from RefSeq and is a predicted model, not a curated record. NCBI's taxonomy places the organism in Eukaryota, Fungi, Basidiomycota, Agaricomycetes, Boletales, Suillaceae. Bases 1 to 558 code for a protein of 185 amino acids. Gene Ontology annotation, biological process: mRNA catabolic process. The transcript is spliced from 4 exons. Gene Ontology annotation, molecular function: RNA binding; 3'-5'-RNA exonuclease activity. Gene Ontology annotation, cellular component: exosome (RNase complex); P-body.
AUGCUUCCUCCCACCAUUAGCGAAGAGGCGCGCAGUCUUAACCCGGGUGUUGAACGUCUGACAUCCUCGGCCGUCUUCGCCAUGACCAAGGAGGGCAAAAUCGUCAACAAGUGGUUGGGCAAGACCGUUAUCAAAUCUUGCGUGAAACUGUCAUAUACCGACGCUCAGAAAGCUAUCGACGGUCACAUUCUGGGCGAUCUCGUGGUCGCUCCGGAACGCAGUACAUUAGCGAUCAUCCAUGACCUCAAGGUCCUGAAUGGUCUCGCAAAGCAGCUUCGUGCUGCACGCACUUCAGUGUUAAACGUGCCAACUACCGCUUCCGCAAACGAAAUACGGGAACGCUACAGAGCAUUGUCUGUAAUUUUUCGCCCCGAUAAGCAAAGCGGGGAACGGACAAGGGACACUGCAGCUGUGGAAUUCCUUGAAAUUCAGAAGGCUUACGAAGUUUCGUCAGACCCUCUUAUUCGUCUUGACAGAUACGUGCGCAUCUUCGACGUUGGAGGAUCGAUCGUAAUCAAGAAGUGUUUGAUCACCUCAUUCGGCCAAGAGGCACUGUGA